AUGUCUUCUCUCACACGUUUACCAUCACUAGAAGAGAUGUAUCGCAAACGUCCCUCAUUCACUCGCCCACCAGUUCGAGCUGUCAACUCACCUCGGCUUACCGAUGAGGAAGCUGAUCAGCUGACUAGUCCCUUUCUGAACUACUCAACUGGCUACACGUAUGCAUUCAGUCAAGCGUAUAACCCUGACAGGCCACCUGCAUGGGAAGUUCCGAAUAUCAACAACAAUUUAUUGCAUAUUGAAAGUCCUGAAUAUGUUCCUUAUCAUUUCUCGGCACCCAGUCUCCUGUGUAAGAAUGGAAUGGCCGUUAUUGGUAUGGUGCGCAAUGCUGUGUUUUGGCUGCUGCAUCUAAUCACUAUACGUCUUAUGAAGGGUUUGGGACUAUUGUUCUACAAUAUCAUUGAGAGUACUUUUUGCCUAAUGGAUCUUACUAUUAAUGCCUUCCGCAAGUUCCAAGGUGCUCUUAAACGCUCAUAUUAUGAACGACUGGAGGAGAAGGCCAACGAAAUAAAUAAGCGAGCUGUGCUAUCAAAAAUAGAGGAGAUAAAAAGACUUGAAGUUGAAGCAAGACGCUUUCUUGCUGAAGUACAAACCCGGAGAGCGGCUCGUGCAAGGGGUGAACUUGUUGAUGAUUAUGAUGGAGGGCAGGGGAGUAAUCAUGAGAGUGGCAAUAAUCGUUACAAUUUGCGUCGUCGUAUGGUAACUGCAGAUACCGACUCUGAAGAUGAUAUUUCUAGGAACAAAGAAAAUGCCAGCUUUGGUUUAUCGAAAGGAUUGUUGCCUCUUAGUGGAAAAUCGCAACAUCAUGGGACUUAUCGUAUUGCUACGUGGCUUGGAUCUACCGCUUCGUCUUCCGUUUACUAUAUGUUGUAUGUUGUGCAUCUCCUUACUGUAUCUGUGAAGAAAUCAUAUGAUGGCAUGCACAGAGUGUUAUCUUAUUUUGUUCCCACUAUUCUGUUGUCAACGGCGCGUGCUUCGCCAAUACUUCGGUCAAAGGCUGGUCGUCGUGGUGCCCUGCAUUCUCGAGUUACGUAUUUGACAAGGAGCACAGUUUCCUUCGAUGAAAAGCCUUCUGAACAAACAGUAUCUCCCAUUGUGGCGCAGUUUAAAUCACUCUGCUUCUCCAUUUUGUACACUCCCAGCCGUGCUUUUCUGUUUAUAGUAUUUGCUGGUGCCGAUCUCCUUCGUUGGAUGUACUCAAGACGUCACAGAUGGGUUUGGUGGUUGCUACCGUUUUUCCUUCUUUUCCUCUUUUUCUAUUAUGGUACUAAUCAUGGAGUGACUAUUUUGGGACGUGAUGGCAAGUUGUCAGAGUUACAAGAGAAAGUGAGCAAUUAUGCACAAAGUUUUGUCGAUCCUGACGCGGUUCAUGCGAAAUCGUUAAACUCAAUUUAUGAUGAGUACUGGCGUAGUGGAAAGUUGUACCGCCAUAGCAUAAUAUGGAGAAUCACUACCGUGGCUUCAAAUUCUUAUUUCUUUCUUGUUAAUGUGUUCGAGAGUACAUUCAGUCUCAUCUAUGCAUCUGUGAGAGGUCUACUAUCUUUCAUUCUCGAUUUCUUUGCUGUUUAUGGUCGUGAAGCUUAUUCAUUGCUAACUACGGUGCCGUUAUUAUCGUUCCCGAAUCUAUCGGAGGCACUUUCGACAACGCAGAUGUUGCACUAUUUUACAAACGCAACCGAUUUAGCACCAUGGAAGUCGUCUGGAGUCUUCGCUUCAACAGAACAGCAUUUUUACAAGAUUUUCACGCUAUUCUCCAAUGUUGGAACUAUGUUGUUGACUGGAUUAAGUGAUUUGUUUUUCAUGCUGUCGAAUGGUGUUUACACAUUGUUCAUUCUGAUUGAGAAUUCGUUCCACCGAACUUUGGUCGCCGUCGUUGAUCAGCAACAAACAUAUCUCGAGCCCAAGCCUAACAUGGAUCUUAUCAACUCCGAUGUCAAUCCAAAUGUAUGCAUACCAUCACUUGCACCAGCAAUUGAUGAAGCUAAAUUGGUCGACAAAAUUAGUGCGGUGGUGCGUGCUCAAAUGGAUCAGGACUUCAAAACUAAAGUUGAGAAGGAAUUAAAAGCUUUGUCUGCUAUCUACGAUGAGAAAUUGUCAAAGCUUGAAUUAGAUAAGAAACAAGUUGAUAUCGACUACUCACGUUUGGAGUCUAUUAUACGUUCAGCAAUACUUGAAUACGAUAGCGAUAAGACAGGAAUGUUCGAUUUUGCUUUGGAGAGCGCUGGUCCCGUCGGUUACAUCACAAUUGGACUUUCACAUGCAAUAAAUGUCACUCUUAUCAGCUACGAGCAUAUAGGUGCUCAUCAAGCUCCUGCUGGUCAGCGUCCCAGUGCACCGAAAACGUUUAAAAUCUGGGCCUAUAAGUCAGAGAACGACAUGGCUACGAGAGUUCUUCUAGGCGACUUCAUGUACGACCUGAAGGCCAGCCCGUUGCAGUUCUUCGUAGUUAAGACUCAACCGGGCUAUCCUGUGAAAAUCAUCGAGAUGGAAGUUACGAGCAACUAUGGCGCGGAGUACACGUCGCUUUAUCGUCUCCGUGUACAUGGAUCACUUUACAAAUCAGGCGACAUAUAA
Molecule: messenger RNA, 2574 nt
Organism: Angiostrongylus costaricensis
Lineage: Eukaryota; Metazoa; Nematoda; Chromadorea; Rhabditida; Metastrongylidae
Source: the annotation of a GenBank genome assembly